AUCUCCAUGUCGAGUCUCUCCUGAGGCACAAACUUGGUCUAUCUUGCUCCUCCAGUAUCUUUGGCACAAACUUGGUCUGCAAACUCGCGAGAGCUGCGGCUCUCCACGCCGGUGGCUGGCGCCAAGCUGCGCUCUCCCGUUGUCACUAUGGCGGCUGGGAAAGAGUUGAGGAGCCGGAACCUGCCCUGGGUGGAAAAGUACCGGCCGCAGACCUUGGAUGAUCUAAUUUCUCAUCAAGAUAUCCUUAACACAAUUCAGCGAUUUAUCAGUGAAGACCGCCUCCCUCACCUACUGUUCUAUGGACCACCAGGAACUGGGAAAACAUCUACUAUUUUGGCCUGUGCCAAACGACUUUAUAAGAACAAAGAGUUAAACUCCAUGGUUUUAGAGCUGAAUGCCUCUGAUGACCGUGGUAUUGACACGGUGCGUGGACCAAUAUUGAACUUUGCCAGUACCAGAACCAUUUUCAAGAAAGGUUUUAAGCUUGUUAUUCUAGAUGAGGCAGAUGCUAUGACUCAAGAUGCUCAGAAUGCCCUCCGAAGAGUGAUUGAAAAAUUUACAGAAAACACAAGGUUUUGCCUGAUCUGUAACUACCUAUCAAAGAUCAUCCCUGCUUUGCAGUCUCGAUGUACAAGGUUCCGCUUUGGACCACUGACAACAGAACAGAUGAGCCCAAGAUUGGAAUUUGUCAUUCAGGAAGAAAAAGUCAACAUAACUCCAGAUGGACUAAAGGCUAUUUUGACACUUUCCAAUGGUGACAUGCGACGAUCUUUAAAUAUUUUACAGAGCACAAACAUGGCAUAUGACAAAGUCACUGAGGAUACAGUGUACACCUGCACUGGUCAUCCACUAAAGUCAGAUAUCGCAAACAUCCUGGAUUGGAUGCUCAACAAAGACUUCACCACUGCAUAUAAGAAUAUCAUGGAAUUAAAGACAUUGAAAGGUUUAGCUCUGCAUGACAUUCUGACUGAGGUUCAUACUUUUGUACAUCGAGUUGAUUUACCACCUUCAAUUCGUAUUCAUUUGUUGAUCAAGAUGGCAGAUAUUGAGUAUAGACUAGCAUCGGGAACCAGUGAGAAGAUCCAGCUAAGCUCACUUAUUGCUGCAUUUCAAGCUGCCCGCAAUAUGGUUGUAGCUGAAGCUUAGUGUUUAAUAUUUUGGUUGUGAUUAAUAAUACUGACAAAUUAAACAUGUUCUUAUUUGGAAA
This is a messenger RNA of Leucoraja erinaceus (little skate), 1207 nucleotides long. It is a transcript of the gene rfc5, whose product is annotated as replication factor C (activator 1) 5. The record is from RefSeq and is a predicted model, not a curated record. Gene Ontology annotation, molecular function: DNA clamp loader activity; ATP binding; DNA binding. Gene Ontology annotation, biological process: DNA repair; DNA-templated DNA replication. The coding region runs from base 148 to 1146 and encodes 332 amino acids. Gene Ontology annotation, cellular component: nucleus; DNA replication factor C complex. Lineage: Eukaryota; Metazoa; Chordata; Chondrichthyes; Rajiformes; Rajidae. The transcript has 11 exons.